Molecule: messenger RNA, 4644 nt
Organism: Anoplopoma fimbria (sablefish)
Lineage: Eukaryota; Metazoa; Chordata; Actinopteri; Perciformes; Anoplopomatidae
Gene: ptprc
Product: protein tyrosine phosphatase receptor type C
Exons: 32
Coding region: 1-4119 (1372 amino acids)
Biological process (GO): protein dephosphorylation; positive regulation of peptidyl-tyrosine phosphorylation; negative regulation of protein kinase activity
Molecular function (GO): protein binding; protein tyrosine phosphatase activity
Source: RefSeq, a predicted model, not a curated record
AUGUAUGACAACUACAAGGAAGACUGUACUGUAUGGUGUGUAGCCGUACACACCCUAACUCCUGGAUAUGGCAGGUUUCUGUGGUCUCAAGAUCCUGCUGCUCUGGGCCGGGAUCAUCAGUUUAGCCCACUGUCAAGGAUCUCCAACUCCAAAAGAUGUUUCAACCCUCUUACCUCCAAACACCACCACAAUUUCCACUUUACCUUCGAUGACCAGCUUAUCUGUCACCGCCUCAACUCCACGCAAAGUGACAGCAGCUCCUGUCACGCCUUCAAACACCUCAACAACUGCCCACAAACCUCCACUCACCGCACCAACCCUCACCUCAAACUCCCCAAAUCCAGAGCCCAGUUCAGCCCUCAUGACUGCCACCACUGCUCCUCCUGCAAGCACCUCUCUAUCACCCUCACCCACAACCAGCAAGCAAAUAAAUUCUCAGAAUACCACCACUCAAAUCCAGACUUCACCUCCAAACACCACGCCCAACAUGACCAUGACUCCUACAACCAAAGGUUUGAUUUUUCUCCUUACAUGCCCUCCACUUGUCUUGUUGAGGACUGCGAUAAGUACCCCUCCCCUCCACCUCCAGAGUGUUUUUACAAUGUCACAGCCAUCCAGUUUGGCUUCCAGGUUGACAUUUUGAACUUUACCCCCGCCAACUACAACGUCACCGUUAAAGAAGAGGGCCGACCAGGCAAACCCAUCGUUCAGUCCUUCAAUCAAAAAUCACAUAAAAUCCCAUAUCUGAAGCCCUGUACUGAAUAUGAGCUCAAUGUGACAUUCAUCGAUAACGCUGGCAAAGCAACACCCUGUAAACACAUUGAAAAUAGAACUAUGACACUGACACUGAAUAUGAAUCAAACUGAAGUUGAAGAAGGCAGCUGCAUGCCUGGAUAUGUUUGUUACCGGAGUAACUGGGACAUCAGCUCUUCACUCUCAACAAAAAAUUAUAUUCCAGCUAUGCCAUGCAAAAGCAACAAUACAGAGUUCUGCAUCAAACCUGGUUACAAUGACAUAUGCACAAAUUUAACUACAAGCUUCACUUCAGGAAAGUGUGGGGCUUUCUUUCACCUCACCAAAGACAUCACUGUUGAUUUCUUAGAUCCAAAGGAAAUAACUCAGACAGUUCCAACUGAACUUCCUGCAAAAAUUGAACCAAAUUUACCUCCAAACUGCAGCAAUCUCACCAUUGAUUACACCUGUCAGGAAACCAGUAAACUCAAUAACACCAAGAAACUGUCUGAUCUGGAGCCCUUCACAGACUACAGCUGUACUGGUCAGAUCAAGAAAAACAAUGUCCCCGUAAAAAACACGACUGCUGUCAAAGUCAGGAUUGACUGUGAUCUUACAAUAAGCUUCACACAGAAAACUGCCACCAACACCUCCAUUCAGUUGAGAUGGGACACGACCAGUAGGAAGUGUGGAGCUGUCCUUCCUGAUCUUAAGAAGCUUUCUUAUGCCUGCAGUUGUAGCCCUCACUACAAUCAGAAACAAAAUAUUCCAGCUAACGUGAAACCGCCAGGAGGAGCAUGUAUUAUUGAAGGACUGGAACCAUUUACCACCUAUAACUGUGACGUCCAAACCAAAUACAACGACAAGACAGUUAACCAAACAACUAGAGUUAUCCACAAAACUGAGGCGGGAAUACCAGAAGCUAUCACUUCACUGAAGGUGAAUCAUCCAGAACAUAACGUGAUAAGAGUAACUUGUUCUUAUGGAAAACGUUGGAAUGGGCCUGAGAAGACAUACACUGCACGUCUUUAUAACGGUGGUGUCAAGACUAAUGAGCUUGAAAACGGAAAGUGCGAUUUUGAAUUCAAAGAUCUAAGCUACUCAACAGAAUAUAGACUGGAGGUGACUGCUUUUAAUGGAUAUCAUCGGAGCGAGCCCAAGAAAGACACUGUUUUCACUUCCUAUAAUGACAAAGCUGUCAUUGGGUUUCGGGUUUCCCUUAUCAUCCUUACAUCUGUGGCUCUGCUUUUGGUCGUCUACAAGAUUUACAUUCUGAAGCACAGAAAGUCCCAUAACUUGGGUGAAGACAUGAUGCUUAUUUCUACAGCAAAUGACGAGGAGAACCUGCUGCCUGUUGAGCCGAUUGCAGCAGAGGUCCUGCUGGAAGCCUACAAGAGGAAGCUCGCUGAUGAGGGAAGACUUUUCCUGGCAGAGUUUCAGAGCAUCCCCAGAAUCUUCUCGAGGUACACCGUGAAAGAGGCCAAGAAGGCCUGUAAUGUCCCCAAGAACCGCUACGUGGACAUCCUGCCAUAUGAUUAUAACCGUGUCCAGAUGACCACCGGAAAUGGAGAGGCAGGAUGUGACUACAUCAAUGCCAGCUUCAUUGAUGGGUUCAAGGAAUCCAAAAAGUACAUUGCAGCUCAAGGGCCGAAGGAGGAGACUGUGAGUGACUUCUGGAGGAUGGUCUGGGAGCAACAGUCCUCCAUCAUUGUCAUGGUAACACGCUGUGAAGAGGGAAACAGGGUCAAGUGUGCGCAGUACUGGCCGUCUCCAGACCGGGAGACAGAGAUCUUUGAGGAGUUUAUAGUGAAGCUGAACUCAGAGGACCACUGUCCGGAUUACACCAUCCGCCAUCUCAGCCUAACUAAUAAGAGGGAGAAGAACUCAGAGAGGGAGGUGACCCACAUCCAGUUCAUGAGCUGGCCGGACCACGGCGUCCCCGGGGAGCCACAUCUCCUCCUGAAACUGAGAAGGCGUGUCAAUGCUUUCAAGAAUUUCUUCAGCGGCCCCAUCGUCGUUCACUGCAGCGCGGGAGUCGGCAGGACAGGCACCUACAUUGGCAUCGAUGCCAUGAUGGAGGGUCUGGAGGCGGAGGGCAGAGUGGACAUCUACGGCUACGUAGUUAGACUCCGCAGACAGAGAUGUCUAAUGGUUCAAGUCGAGGCCCAGUACAUCCUGAUUCACCAGGCGCUGCUGGAGCACAAUCAGUUCGGAGAGACUGAGAUCACUGUGUCUGAGCUCCACAGCACACUGAGCACGCUAAAACAGAAAAACUCAGGAAAUGAACCCACCUUAAUGGAGGAUGAGUUUGAGAGACUCCCCAUCUAUAAAAACUGGAGGACAAUCAACACAGGGAUCACAGACGAGAACAAGAAGAAGAAUCGCUCUUCAUCUGUCAUCCCAUAUGACUACAACCGAGUGCUGCUGAAGCUUGAUGAAGGACGCAGUCAUGACAGUGACCCCAGUGAGGAAGAUGAAGAAGAGUCAUCAGAUGAGGAGAAUGAGGAGUCCACUAAAUACAUCAAUGCAUCCCACAUAGAUGGAUACUGGGGCCCUCGCGCCUUCCUCACAGCACAGACUCCACUGCCAGACACCAUGGCUGACUUCUGGUCGAUGGUUUGCCAGAAGAAAGCAUCUACUAUUGUCAUGCUCUCAGACUGCAGUGAGGGAGAUAAGGAGUCUGACUGUGUCUACUGGGACAAAGACAAGAAAACAUUUGGGGAAUAUGAGGUGGAACUGGCAAGCACAGACACCUCCCCAACGUUCAUCAGCCGCAACAUGCUGAUCCGUCACGUUAAGAGGAAAGAAAGUCGGCCAGUGAAACAGUUCCAGUUUUUGAAGUGGGCGAGCGGCGACCUGCCGGAGAAAGCUCAAGAUCUCACGGACAUGAUCAAGGACAUCAAGAACAGCUGUGGCAGCAAAUCACAGAGGAGCUUGCCCAUUGUGGUCCACUGCAAUGAUGGCUCGUCCCGUUCAGGGAUUUUCUGUGCACUGUGGAACCUGCUGGACAGCGCUGAGACUGAGAAGCUGAUGGAUGUUUUCCAGGUGGCCAAAACCCUACGCAAGGAGAGACAAGGCAUGCUCUCCAACCUGGAGCAGUACCAGUUCUUGUACGACGCCCUGGAGGGGGUCUUCCCUGUCCAGAACGGGGAAGUGAAAGCAGUACAGGCCUCUGCAGGCGACUCCGUCCAGAUUGUCAACGAAACCAAAGCAGGGGAGAAGGUUGAGCAGCCAGCCAGCACUACCAGCAACAACCAGCAGGGGGAAGCAGAGAGCACUCCUCUUGUUGCUGAUGGAGGGAAGGAAGACAAAAAAGAGGAGCCUGAAACUGAGACAGCACCACUGGAGGACACCAGCAAUGAUGCCACUGUCACUGUGGAGGUCUGAGAGGGCUGGCUGGCUGGUGGUUGUGCCUUUUACUUUUGGGAAUAAGCGCUUUAGUUGAAUGCUUUCUUUUAAUUACUUUACAGUAUGAAUGUAUGCACAUUGUAAAGCUUUUACACUGUUAUUUGUUGAGAUUUGUUGAAGAAUUUGAUCAAAUAUUUUGUUAAUUUCCAAAAUUAUGAUUUUUCUAAGUUAUAAAUAUUUUUAGUAGGAAAAGUGUAAGAGUGCAAAUAAGUUCUGUGAUUAAUGUUUACUGGAAAUGCUGUCGUCAAACUAAGGGCCAUGGUGAGAAAGUUUAAAUUAUACCUAAAUAAGUGCAUGUUGAGUUUGAGUUAGUUUCUAAAUUUUUCCCCCUUAAAUAAAAAUAUUUUAUUGUCUACAGUUAAACAUACACACACACAUUUAUUUCAGUAAGUUUUAAAAUGUGUCAUGUGACACUGGGUCAUUUCAUUAAAAGACACUUACAAAAAGAGUGUUAUUUAUGUUGAUUAUAUGCAUAUUAACAAUAAAGUUUCAUUUUUUUCUGCA